AUGAACGGCGUCGGCGACGCUCACAUGGCCGCGAUGAUGCAGCAGGCGCUGGGGAUGUCGCUGCCGAUGGCGGCGUUCGUGGCCGAGCAGGGCAGCGCCAAGCUGACCAGGCCGCCGGGGCUGCCGCCGACGCCGCCGCAGGCGUUCGCGGCCCUGCAGCGCGGGGACGUGUGCAUGGAGGCCGUCGACCCCGCGGCGCAGCAGCAGGGCCCGCGCAAGGCGCACCGGCGCUCCCGCAGCGACGUCCCGUUCGGGUACUUCCCGCCGGCGUCGGGCGUCGGGGGCCACGGCCACCACCAGCUGCUGCCUCCCAAGGUGGAGGCCAGCUGGGGCGGCCACCUCCACGGCGGCGGAGGCGGCGGCGACGACGACCUGUUCAACGCGUACCUCAACCUGGAGGGGCUGGACGGGCUCAACUCCUCCGACGACCGCCACGACGACGGGGACAGCCUCGGGAGCAGCAUGAAGACCAACGGCGCCGACAGCAGCGAGAACGAGUCGGAGGAGUGCGCCGCCGACAGCCGCGCCGGGAUCCGCCUCUGGACCGAGGCCUCCGCCGCCGCCGACAGGCGGGAGGGGCUCAAGAGGACUGCCGCGGGGGAACCGGCCGCCGCGCCGGCCUUGGCGCGCCACGCCAGGAGCCUGUCCAUGGACAGCCUCAUCGGGAAGCUCAACUUCUCCGCCGGCGCGACGGGCGCCGCCAACGGCGUCAUUCCGGGGCCCAACAUGUUCAAGCUCGAGUUCGGCAGCGGCGAGUUCACCCCCGUCGAGAUGAAGAAGAUCAUGGCCGACGAGAAGCUGGCCGAGAUGGCGCUCGCCGACCCCAAGCGCGUCAAGAGGGUGCUGGCCAACAGGCAGUCGGCGGCCCGGUCCAAGGAGCGGAAGAUGCGAUACAUUGCGGAGCUGGAGCAGAAGGUUCAGAUCCUGCAGACGGAGGCCACCACUCUCUCCGCCCAGCUCACGCUUCUUCAGCGUGACUCCGCGGGGAUCGCAACGCAGAACAACGAGCUCAAGUUCCGGCUGCAGGCCAUGGAGCAGCAGGCGCAGCUGCGUGACGCAUUGAAUGACGCACUGACAGGCGAGGUCCAACGCCUGAAACUCGCGACUGCAGAGCUCGGGGAUUCUUGCUCGUCCAACAAUCUAACCCAGCAGAUCCAAAUCAGCGUUCAGGAGCAGAUGUUUCAACUGCAUCAGCGGCAGCAGCAGCAGGCGACCCCGAUACCGGUCUACCAGCUGCAGCAGGCGCAGCAGAAUGGCGCAGGGAAGAAGCAGGAACCGCAGGAAUGA
Molecule: messenger RNA, 1287 nt
Organism: Miscanthus lutarioriparius
Lineage: Eukaryota; Viridiplantae; Streptophyta; Magnoliopsida; Poales; Poaceae
Source: the annotation of a GenBank genome assembly